Molecule: messenger RNA, 1116 nt
Organism: Symbiodinium natans
Lineage: Eukaryota; Dinophyceae; Suessiales; Symbiodiniaceae
Source: the annotation of a GenBank genome assembly
AUGAGGGGGGGUUCUUUCCCAAAUCGGGGUCCUUCUGGAGGGCAAGGGUCGUGUCGGCAACGGAUGGGCAGCACUUGCGCCCCGGAAGCUUCUGGAAUGGCCAGCUUCCGUAUGCCAGAGGAGUCCGAGGGCCAUGCGGCCACCUGGAUGGUCUUCAGGGCCUCCAAGGGCAUCUGGGGCGCCGACCUGGCGCCCUACGUCGAGAAGGACCUUGGCCAGAUCGCAAGAGCGAUUGCCAAGUACGAGCCGGUCAGAAUUCUCGUUUCGCCGAAGGAUCGCCCAAGGCUGAGCCGACUCGUGGACGGGGUGGGGAACAUUGAGGUGUUCGAGGCGGAAGUGGAUGACCUCUGGGUGCGCGACACUGGCCCUGUGUUCACAGUCAAUGAGGCCGGAGAGCUACGGGCCGUGAAGUUCAACUUCAAUGGCUGGGGCAACAAGCAGGCGCAUUCGUUGGACAAGCGUGUGGCCGAGACCAUUGCCGAUCUUGCAGGUGUUGAGCUGGUCACUUCUUCGCUUGUCCUGGAAGGGGGAGGGCUUGAGGUCGAUGGGGAGGGAACCGCCAUCAUCACUGAGAGCUGCGUCCUGAAUCGCAACCGCAACCCGGGCGUCACCCGGGACUCUGCGGAGUCUGAACUCAAGGCACUCCUGGGCCUUCACAAGAUCAUCUGGCUGCCGGGGAUUGCCGGGAAAGACAUCACGGACGGCCACACGGACUUCUACGCGCGCUUCGCGAAGCCCGGCGUGGUGGUGGCGGGGAUCGACUCCGACCCUGCGUCCUUUGACAAGGCCGUGAUGGAAAGCCACCUGGCCCUCCUUCAAGAGGCCACUGAUGCGAAGGGCCGUGCCCUGGAAGUUGUGACCCUUCCCGUGCCCUCGAAGGUCAGGAGGAAGUCGGAGGACUUUGCAGCUGGCUACGUGAACUUUUACGUGGCCAAUGGCGCGGUCCUGGUUCCCCAGUUUGGCGACCCGGCAGCCGACGCGCACGCUCUCAGGACCCUGCAGAUGUUGUUUCCGGGAAGGGUCGUGGAGCAGCUGAACAUUGACAACGUUGCCGAGGGCGGUGGAGGCAUCCACUGCGUCACCCAGCAGCAGCCCAAAGCGAUCCCGGCGCCUUAA